GCAACAGGACAAGAUAGCACUGGACAGAAAGGAAGCCACAACACAGAAAACAAAGAAAGAACCACAGCAAUGGCACAAUGGAUAUCUGAGCUGGUACGUUGGGUACGUGAACAAAUGGAACCUGAACAACGGGAACGUGAACAACGGGAACGUGAACGACGUGAACGUGAACGACGUGAACGACGUGAACGACGUGAACGACUGGAACGUGAACGACUGGAACGUGAACGACUGGAACGUGAACGACAAAGGGUAAUGGAAGAAGAGAACAGCAAAGGUGCUGACUGUAUGCUGGAAAAACCAUGGAGGCCGAUUGAUCUGUCAUCUGGAGGAAGAAAACAACUGAUGGAUGAGAUCGCAGGAUAUAAGCGUCCCUUAAAAUUGGUGCCAAAAAUCCGGGUUCUGUUCAUUGGGCAAAUUGGUGCUGGGAAGUCCAGCUUUUUCAACUCAGUAGAUUCUGUUUUCCAGGGCCACGUGCUUCAUCUUGCAGCGACAGGAGCAGAUGACAAAAGUCUGACAAAGAAGUACAGGACCUAUGAAGUGAAAAACAGAAGCACUGGAAAGCCAUUGCCCAUCAUCUUCUGUGACACCAUGGGGCUAGAAGAAGGAGAAUUUGCCAGCCUGAAAAUGGAUGAUGUGAUCAACAUAUUAAAAGGACACAUUCCUGAUGGGUAUCAGUUUAAUCCAAGCGCAGCUAUGCAACCAAGUGCACCUGGCUACAUUAAGUAUCCCUCUCUGAAGGACCAGAUUCACUGUGUUGUAUUUGUCAUUGAUGGAUCCAAGGUUGAAAUUCUCUCUGAGAAGGUGGAAGGAAAGUUAAAAGAAAUUCGACAAAAAGUUAUUGAGCUUGAAUUGCCACAACUUGUAUUACUUACUAAAGUGGAUGAAAUCUCUUCUUUUCUUAAAGAAGAUGUUUCCGAUGUGUACAAAAGCCAAGCUGUUAAACAAAAGAUGGAGACAGCAUCAGGAAAACUUGGCAUCCCUUUGAGUCAGAUAGUUCCUGUAAAAGAUUACUGUUCAGAGGUGGAGCUCACAGAUGAUGUUGAUAUCCUUAUUCUUUUGGCCGUGAGGCAGAUUGUGCGGUUUGCCCAACGAUACCUUGAUAAUAUCUCUGCAGAUCAAAGACCUGUGGAUGAUUAUUCUUCUGAUUCUUUAAAUGUUUAAUAUGCCACUUACAUUUCCAAGUUUUUUCAGAUUUCUUAUAGAAGUAAUGAAAUUGAUUUUAUUUGCACCUGAUUAAUAUUUACAUAUUUAAAGCUGCAAAACUAUCUUAAUGUUCAAAUAUCUCACUAGCC
This is a messenger RNA of Pogona vitticeps (central bearded dragon), 1295 nucleotides long. Its product is annotated as interferon-induced protein 44-like. Gene Ontology annotation, biological process: immune response. The record is from RefSeq and is a predicted model, not a curated record. NCBI's taxonomy places the organism in Eukaryota, Metazoa, Chordata, Lepidosauria, Squamata, Agamidae.